Choloepus didactylus (southern two-toed sloth) is the source of this 5441-nucleotide messenger RNA. RefSeq names its product transient receptor potential cation channel subfamily V member 3 (gene TRPV3). The transcript has 17 exons. Gene Ontology annotation, biological process: calcium ion import across plasma membrane. Gene Ontology annotation, cellular component: membrane. Gene Ontology annotation, molecular function: calcium channel activity; protein binding. The coding region runs from base 1 to 2373 and encodes 790 amino acids. NCBI's taxonomy places the organism in Eukaryota, Metazoa, Chordata, Mammalia, Pilosa, Megalonychidae. The record is from RefSeq and is a predicted model, not a curated record.
AUGAACGCCCACCCCAAGGAGAUGGUGCCCCUCAUGGGCAGGAAAGUCGUUGUCCCCAGUGGGAACCCUGCUGUUCUGCAGGACAUGAAGCCCACCGAGCUCACCCCUACCAAGAAGAGCGCACACUUCUUCCUGGAGAUAGAAGGGUUCGAGCCCAACCCCACUGUGGCCAAGACCUCUCCACCCAUCUUCUCCAAGCCCAUGGACUCCAACAUUCGUCGGUGCCUCCCUGGCAACUGUGAUGACAUGGACUCCCCUCAGUCUCCUCAGGAUGACGCGACGGAGACCCCAUCCAAUCCCAACAGUCCCAGUACCAACCUGGCCAAGGAAGAACAGAGGCGAAGAAAGAAGCGGCUCAAGAAGUGGAUCUUUGCGGCAGUGUCUGAGGGCUGCGUGGAGGACCUGGUGGAACUUCUGGUGGAGCUGCAGGAGAUGUGCAAAAGGCGUCGAGGCCAGGAUGUGCCUGACUUCCUCAUGCACAAGCUGACAGCCUCAGACACCGGCAAGACCUGCCUGAUGAAGGCCUUGUUGAACAUCAACCCCAACACCAAGGAGAUCGUGCGGAUCCUGCUCACCUUUGCUGAGGAGAACGGCAUCUUGGACAGGUUCAUCAACGCCGAGUACACAGAGGAGGCCUAUGAAGGGCAGACGGCGCUGAACAUCGCCAUCGAGCGGCGGCAGGGAGACAUCACUGCGACGCUAAUCGCGGCCGGCGCCGACGUCAACGCCCACGCCAAGGGGGUCUUCUUCAAUCCCAAGUACCAGCACGAAGGCUUCUACUUCGGUGAGACACCCCUGGCCCUGGCGGCAUGCACCAACCAGCCUGAGAUUGUGCAACUGCUGAUGGAGAAUGAGCGGACGGACAUUGCCUCGCAGGACUCGCGGGGAAAUAACAUCUUGCACGCGCUGGUGACGGUGGCUGAGGAUUUCAAGACGCAGAAUGACUUUGUUAAGCACAUGUAUGACAUGAUCCUGCUGAGGAGCCGCAACUGGGAGCUGGAGACCAUGUGCAAUAAAGACGGCCUCACCCCGCUGCAGCUGGCUGCCAAAAUGGGCAAGGCCGAGAUCCUGAAGUACAUCCUCAGUCGUGAGAUCAAGGAGAAGCCACUCCGGAGCCUGUCCAGGAAGUUCACCGACUGGGCCUACGGACCCGUGUCGUCCUCGCUCUAUGACCUCACCAAUGUGGACACCACGACCGAGAACUCAGUGCUGGAAAUCAUCGUCUACAACACCAACAUCGAUAACCGGCACGAGAUGCUGACCCUGGAGCCCCUGCACACGCUGUUGCAUAUGAAGUGGAAGAAGUUUGCCAAGUACAUGUUCUUCAUGUCCUUCUGCUUUUAUUUCUUCUACAACAUCACCCUGACUCUCGUCUCUUACUAUCGUCCCCGAGAGGAGGAAUCCCUCCCACACCCCUUGGCCCUGACACACAAGAUGGGGUGGCUGCAGCUCCUAGGAAGGAUGUUUGUGCUCAUCUGGGCCAUGUGCAUCUCUGUGAAAGAGGGCAUGGCGAUCUUCCUGCUGAGGCCCUCGGAUCUGCAGUCCAUCCUCUCCGAUGCUUGGUUUCACUUUGUCUUUUUUAUCCAAGCUGUGCUUGUGAUACUGUCUGUCUUCUUGUACUUGUUUGCCUACAAAGAGUACCUCGCCUGCCUCGUGCUGGCCAUGGCCCUGGGCUGGGCGAACAUGCUCUACUACACGCGGGGGUUCCAGUCCAUGGGCAUGUACAGCGUCAUGAUCCAGAAGGUUAUUCUGCAUGAUGUUCUGAAGUUCUUGUUUGUUUAUAUCGUGUUCUUACUUGGAUUUGGAGUAGCCCUGGCCUCACUGAUUGAGAAACAUUCCAAGAACAGAAGCAACUGUAGCUCCUAUGGCAGCUUCGGCGAUGCGGUGCUGGAACUCUUCAAGCUCACCAUAGGCCUGGGAGACCUGAACAUCCAGCAGAACUCCAAGUACCCCAUCCUCUUUCUGUUCCUGCUCAUCACCUACGUCAUCCUCACCUUCGUGCUCCUCCUCAACAUGCUCAUCGCCCUGAUGGGAGAGACUGUGGAGAAUGUCUCCAAGGAGAGUGAGCGCAUCUGGCGCCUCCAGAGAGCCAGGACAAUCUUGGAGUUUGAGAAAAUGUUACCAGAAUGGCUGAGAAGCAGAUUCCGGAUGGGAGAGCUGUGUAAAGUAGCAGAGGAAGAUUUCCGACUGUGUUUGAGGAUCAAUGAGGUGAAGUGGACUGAAUGGAAGACACAUGUCUCUUUCCUUAAUGAAGAUCCAGGGCCCAUGAAACGGACAGAUCUCAACAAAAUCCAAGAUUCUUCCAGGAAUAAUAGCAAAACCACCCUCAAUGCCUUUGGCGAAAUAGAUGAAUUUCCAGAAACUUCGGUGUAGCAGCAGAACCCAGAACUGGUGUGAGCUGGGAUGACUGAAGCCGCAGUUGGACUGUGGCCCUGAAGGGCUGUGCAGAGUGAGGGAGCCUGGCUCUGCCUGCCGAGAAGCUGAAGGCACCUUCCUGCUGAGCAGGUCGUUGAACUGAGAGGCAGCUGUUGGUUUGGAUGAGUGGGAAACGCUCUAGAUUUUGUUACUCGGCAAAGCCUUUGCGAACCCAGGGUCAGCAGUCCUGGGCCUGGGUCUCCUGAAGUCCUAGGUGAAGCCCCUGAGUUUCUCAAACUGCGGAGAGGGGUGGUGGGGGAAGGAGCAGGGCCAAUAUCUCCCUGACAGCUGUUGCACCACCCUGACCCUAGCUCACAUGACUGGGUCAUCUGCAACUGUGGCAGAAUCCUGACCCAGAAUGUGCAGGGACUGAGCUAAACGGAAUGCCCUGGGUGGGGGUGAGGGUGUGAGCUAUGGAAAUGCCCCUCCCGAACCUUCAAGGAACUGGAAUCCACCCUUGGAAUGAGUGUCCUUGGUACCCCAAGGUUCAAACUGUUUCACACUGAGAGAUGUUUUUCAGCAGCAUAAUUAACACAGGGUUUUUAAUUUUCAAUAUAGAAAAGACAUUUCAGUUUUGAAUGAAAAUAACUUCAGAGGAAGUAUGUGAUUUUACAAGCUGAGAAAUAGAGUUUGGGGUUUGGGGUUGGACAUAAAUAUUAUAUACUUGGCCUCAGGGUGGCUACAGCGAACACAAAAAGUUUUUCUUUAUACAUGCAAAGUCCACGGGGACGUGCUUGGCAGGUCCUGUCCGGGCCACUGCAAUCUGGGUGAAAGCUCUUGGCUCUUUUUCUCGUCCCGGUCUUGCAAUAGUGCAGGCCUCUGAGCUGGGAUUGUGGCUUCAUCUGAAACAAAAAUAGCAGCUGAGCUAUUUAUGUGGUUUGAAAUCUCAGAGGUUACUAUUAUAAUUAGUAUUUCUCAUUGGAGGAAUUUAACAAAACACCUGCAAUGUUUUGGCAUUGAAUAUCUUUGUUAACUGUGAAUUUUGAGGUUGCAAAGGAAGGCUUAUGAGAGAGGAGCGUUUGCCAAAACCCUGGGCUUGUUUUAGAAUCUUCUGAUUCUCCCCCUGCCCCCACUGGAAAUUAAACAGAGGUAGUUUAGUGGUGAAGUGGGGAGCUUUCCAGAUAACUGGAGCCUAAACACCCAGAAAAUCCACUCUGCCUCAGUUAUGCGAUAAGAAGAUUCAUGCAGGAAAUUCUGAGGUGGAAUUAUAGAUAUUUACCAUAAAUCUUAACUUUAAAUGGCACAAAAAUAAAUUUGGCCUUUAGAUACUUGGCAGUUGGCUAGUUAAUCUGAUUGAGGCAGACUGAGGAGUCUGGCCAAGCAGUCUGCUCUGGGCCAGUUUCCCUGCUCUGGGCCACUCUGUGUGCCAGUUUAGAUGGGUGGAGAGAAAUUUGGCCUUUGGGUCCCCGAUGAACCCUCUUGGUGAGAGGUAGGGAGGGUAGAGGAUGCAGCUCAGAGAACUGCACAAUCUGUAGCAGCCCCUGCACUCCCAGCUGAUCUGAGAAGCCAACUAGGGAUCUAAGCCAUUGUGGUCAGACCAAGCUCAGGCGUGAGCAGGGGUAGAGGAGGCUGGGCAUGUGUUGUCUGGAGAAGAUAAGAUUUGGGUGGAAUGGUCAUGGAGGCAGGGGGCGCAGAUAUGUUCCAGAUGGGCAGAACUAGCGCCAAAGUUUGGAAAUUUCAGAGAGAAAGAUUUGGUUCAAUUCAGCCCAGCAACUGCUCCAGAUAUUGGAUGUGUUUCAGCAGAAGCUAGUCAAGCACUUAUUAGGAAUGCUGUUAGGAAUGCAUCAUUGGAAGAACUUUAGGAUUCUUUUUAGCCUAGUUGAAUCAGCAUCCAGUAUGUGGAGAAAAGUACUUGCAUUUAUGUUGCUGGCACCAUCUCUCUACAGUGGGGCUGAGAGUUCCAGAAUUGCAUUGACUCAGAUAUUAAUGGAUAAAAUCACACAGAUCUCCAUCUCACUCUUGGACAAAAGCUGGGAGGUUUGGUGAAUAGAAUUCAAUAAUAGGCUCUUUGUUUUUUCACUCAUAUGGGGAGCUGCUUUCUGUGGAUCUGGAUGAAAUUUGUUGGCAAGAACAUUUUCUGUACUGGAUAUCAUUCCGAACAGUGGCAUCUCCAAAAGGCUUUCAGCCUGGGUGGUCUGAGCCAAGGUGGGUUCACCAAAGCGAAGUGAAGCAGUGAGUCAGAGGGCAUCAAACCCAGAAAGGACCAGUUUCCUCAUUUUAAACUUGGAAAUUAAAAUCCAGAAAGGAAAGUGGACUUGUUCAAAGUCAUCCGGGAAGUCACAUGAGAGGUGUUGAAACCAGAGUGUACUGAUUUCUGGACCACUGAUCUCCCCCCUACUCUAUAUAGACAUACAUACCUACAGUUAUAUGGUACCUGUGGUUGGCAUAUGCUAGGGGCUUUUGCUAGAUUACUCAUGGUGGCAGUCUACAUUGUCCCUAUAAUCCCCGAGACUGGUGGAAAACUCAGGUGUGCACAAAACCACACACAUAUACACACCACACUGAACUCAUAGGUGUAUGGGGACAUCUUAUGACUCCAUGAUUUGCAUUUCAGUAAUUUAAGGGGAAGGUGUUUCCCAGGGAUGGGAUCUCCCAGGCUUGGUUCUCCUCAGGAAGAAGCCAUUAUUCUAGACAUUAUGAGAUGUAUCUGUUUGGAAUAAAAAUGACAUUUGCCUUCCUCCCUGGGACGUGGGAGGAGGUGUAUGAGAUUGUGCUGUGAAGUCAUUAAGCUCUUAGAAGGCCUCUGCCAAAUACAGCCCAGUAUUAUCAAUGUUCUUUUCCUUCCUCAAGGCCUGAUGAGUUGUGUUCUUUUGCUCUGGGCAGGGCCCAGCUAGGUGGACCAUCAUCCAGGCCUGUAAGCCAUACUUGAUCUCUGCUUUGUCAUGUUUUUACUGUGAUUUUGGUCUCAAACACAGAAUUGUCACAUUCUUCUUACUGAAUUGCCUGAUCCUUGUGAAUUCUAAUUAACAUACUUGUUCUUAGUGUUGUGUAUGGAAGACCAUUUUAGUGCCAUUGAAGAAAUGAUU